Molecule: messenger RNA, 4511 nt
Organism: Hippoglossus stenolepis (Pacific halibut)
Lineage: Eukaryota; Metazoa; Chordata; Actinopteri; Pleuronectiformes; Pleuronectidae
Gene: znf362b
Product: zinc finger protein 362b
Exons: 9
Coding region: 145-1467 (440 amino acids)
Biological process (GO): negative regulation of transcription by RNA polymerase II
Molecular function (GO): DNA-binding transcription repressor activity, RNA polymerase II-specific
Source: RefSeq, a predicted model, not a curated record
UCGAGCCUGGAAACACAGCAGCACCCAGAAGUGAACAAAGCGACCCGGAAGCGGUGGUGGGACUGGAGGCAGGCAGAGACAGAACAUCAAGCUUUUAUAUUAAAGCUGCGCUCGCAACACAAUAUCUGCAGCCCGGACACAAGGAUGGCAGAGCCACGAUUUAACAACCCGUAUUUCUGGCCGCCACCGCCAUCCAUGCCCGGCCAGCUGGAUAACCUGGUGCUCAUCAACAAGAUUAAGGAGCAGCUGAUGGCCGAGAAGAUCCGACCCUUGCACCUGCCGCCUACCUCCAGCCCUUCCCAGCAGACUCUGCUGUUGCCCACCUCGAACCAGGACGGGGGCAACCAGCACGGUAUGUCAUUGCAAAAGCAGCAGCAGUUGUUGGGCCACCACCCGCAGGGACAGGGCUCUGGACAGCCGGACAUCGCUCUGCAUGCUCGCCCCGCCUCCAGCUCAGGACAGGAUGGAUUAAUGGACGACAAGUCAGGGGUGAAGGCUAAAGGAUUGUGGGAAGACUGGCACAUGAGACAGCUUGGCGAGCAAACUGGCCGCAUCAACCAUCGCUCAGCGCUGGCUCCCUCAUCCCGACCUGACAGCCACAUCAUCUCCGAGGCCCUGACCCCCACGUCCCCAACCUCCAGCCUCCAGAACCGCCUCGGUGGUGCCCCCUCUGUGAACAUCCUCUCUGGGCUGGCCAGUGGUCCGGGCAUGGACCACAUGAAGGUUGGCGGCCUUGCAGGACUGUUGGGCCCCCCACCCAAGGCACCCCGGGGACGGAAGAAGAUCAAAGCUGAAAACCCAUCGGGUCCUCUGCUGGUGGUGCCCUACCCCAUUCUAGCUGACCAAGGCUGUGUCACAAUUGCACCCAAAGAGGGCAAAAUCUACAGAUGCAAAGUGUGCCCACUCACCUUCCUAUCCAAGUCCGAGAUGCAGAUUCACUCCAAGUCUCACACGGAGGCCAAACCACACAAGUGUCCCCACUGCACCAAGACGUUCGCCAACGCCUCCUACCUGUCGCAGCACCUGCGCAUCCACCUGGGGAUCAAACCCUAUCACUGCUCCUACUGCGAGAACUCCUUCCGUCAGCUGUCACACCUGCAGCAGCACACCAGAAUCCACACCGGCGACAGGCCUUAUAAAUGUGCUCACCCCGGAUGUGAAAAGGCUUUUACCCAGCUGUCUAACCUCCAGUCUCACCAGAGGCAGCACAAUAAAGACAAGCCGUACAAAUGUCCUAACUGCUACCGUGCCUACUCAGACUCCGCUUCAUUGCAGAUCCACUUGUCAGCGCACGCCAUCAAAAACGCUAAGGCCUACUGCUGUAGCAUGUGUGGCCGGGCAUACACCUCAGAGACCUACCUUAUGAAGCACAUGUCCAAACACACGGUGGUGGAGCACCUAGUGAGCCACCAGUCGCCCCAGCGGACCGAUUCCCCAAACAUCCCCAUACGGAUCUCCCUCAUCUGAGCCCCCCCCCCCGACAGCCCGGCAGCAGGUCGGAUUCGGAGUCUAUGUUCGGCUGGAGCUUGUGAGGCCCUGCACCCACGGCCAUCUACAUAAGGCUUACAUUGGCAUUAUGACAGCUGACAUACAUUCAGUACAUUCAGACCUAUACACUUUUUUUUCACGUUACAACGAUCUUAAUGUUGUAAUCAGUCCUGCUAAGAUCAGUGAAAUCAACUUUUUCCCCUCGUCAAUCUACACCAAGUGCCCCAUUAUGACAAAGCAAAAGUGGAAAAUUUGUAUUUGAGCUUACCUAAAGUUAACGGGUGUGUCGCUUCCAAGUUAUGUACGUAUAGCACAGUAACUAUUUCCAUCAAGGCCCAACUGUCCCCUCAUGAAACCACGUUUAAAUUCACUUUAUCAGGAUUUUGCACCAAAUUCCACACGCUCAUAAAUAUCAGUCCCCAAAAAUAUGCUCGAUUUUUUUACUUCAAGAUCCAAAAUAAAUCAUGUAUCUGCCCCAAUUCUAUUUAUGUGGAUCUGCACUCACCCAUAAAUAUCAGCCCCCUAAAUGUGCCUGGUGUUUUUUCAUCAAGAACCAUGAAUUAUUCAUGGAGGAAAACAAAAAUGUAAAAAAAAAACACCUUAUGUCAGAUAAUAAAUUCCUAGAUCUGCCCCUUCUUGCAAAUCCUUGGCUAAACUUGGAUGAGUUGUUAGUGGACCAUGUCCCGUCCUUCAAUCAAGUUUGGUGGAAAUCUGUUGAGUAGUUUUUUAUGUACUGCUCAUAAACAAACCAACACACAAGCAGGGCUGAGAACACAACCCUGUUAGUGGAUCAAUGGAAUUUAAAAAUAAGAAAGAGGAAGCACCUGAAUUAAAUAUCAAGUGUGAAAAUCGCACAAGUGCAAGCAUUUCUAAAAACCCUGUCUUUACUGUGAUGAUGGGCUGCUGAGUGCAGAUUGAUGAGGGGAUUAAUGAAGAAUUUAAAACUACAUUAGCUCGAGGCUGUAACUUAAAACUGUGAAAACAGUGAAGAGGUCUGAAAACGUCCUGAACGCGCUGCGAGCGCUCAGCGCUAGAUUCAGCGAGCGGACCGCCUCAAUUCGUCCCGACACAGGCCGUCUGUCGUAAAUGAGCACAGCGUUAUUUUGUGAAUGUAACAAUACAGCUAGAUGUUGUCCUGAGGAUCGAGUGGCAAAGAAUGUCUUGCGUCAGAUCUAAUAAGCACUUUCGUAAGCGUCAUGUAAACUGCCGGAUGCAUUGGCCAUCAGAAAUGUUUUAGUUAGUUUGUUUUUUUUUCCUCUUCCAUAAAAUGGGUUUCUAAAACGUGCCAGAUGAUAUUUGCCCUUAUAAAGAAUUGCGAAAGUAGAAAAAAGAAAAUGUUUGCUGGGUGUAUUCUGGAGACAUCCAAAGAUAAUCUUAAAGCACUUUUAGGCCUCGUGGUUUUGGCUCAAAUUGUUUCAAUCUUGUUGGAUGGAAAAUGCCAAAGGGCAUUACUUGUGGCAGCUAAGAGUACCGACUGUGUAUAAAUAACAGUGUUUCUGUUACUUUCUUUGCUUUGACUCACAUUUUCGGUGCAAGUACACAUUUACAGGGUCGUCUAAAUUUGAAGAAAGGCAAUCGGUAGAUGACAAUUUCAACGUUUCAUGAUUGUAUUAACAAGGUGUACUGUUGAUUUGGGGAGGGAAGGAAAAAAUAGAGCAACACGGAAGGGAAGAAAGAUGAAUGUUUUUUUUAUUUUAUAUCUCCAAUAUCUUUCACUCCAUAUUUGACAUAUUUCACUUUUACGGCACCUUUUAUGAUCAUAACACAUGAUCAAACAAACACUGCUUUUACAUUACGUUCUCCCUCACGUCCUCAGAACUCGUGCCGUACACAAUUAUCCUUGUUUCCAAGAGAAAGCAGUUCUCUUCAUAGUUAAGCUGUCUGUUCAGUUAAGCUUUUAUUUACUUAGUGUUAGAACUAUUUUGUCGCAGAGGUUGAAAACAUUGCACAUGCAUCGAUGCCAGCUCUACUUUUGAAUACACAUCAAAUUUUAAAUCGAGUGGUCAAUUUUUAAAUGUCGCCGCUGGACCAAAAUGUGAAGUUAAUGAACUCUGACUCUCCCCGUUAAGACCUUUUCUUUAAGUCUUUAAUAAGCUUUACCCAUUUUUAAAUAAACUGCAGUAUGUCAUAUUCCAUAGGCCUAUAUUUUGAGUUUGUGGAGUUGAUGCUUCUCCUUUUGAUUAUGUUUGUUCUCCUUAGUAUUCUUUUUAUUGUACACAGUAUUGUUUGUUGUAUUUUUACUGUAACUUUAAACUCUGGAUGGUACUAAUAGGGUACCCUGUGUUCUUCAGGGCACUUCAGAAAAAAAAAAAAAAGGUGCUACAGCUAGUUGUUAUGAUUGAGAUGGAACUGAGAAUAAUGUAAAAUACAUAUACAGUAUAUAGUAUGUUUUCAAAAGAAUUAAAAAAACAACCUAUUACUCAAGCCACUGGCCUGAAAAACAAGACAUUUUACGCCAACAACAGACCCUGCCUCUUCAACUUUACUCUCUUUUGAGAUAGUGGGAAAAUGUACAUGUUGCUGUACUGUAAAACAUGUUACUCAUUUAUAGAACCUAUUUUUAAGUUUUCAUCAACACGCUCUGUUUGGGUUUUUGUAAGAGCUUAUGUAUGGACUUACUGUAAUUAUUUUAGUCUACCCGUAUGUUAUUAAUAUUCAUGUUUUAUAUCAGUUAUUUCCAUGUAAGCCUUAACUGUUCUAUCAUCCCAUUUCCAUGACUCUGUAUUGUGUUCUGCAGUAUUCAAUCGUGUAAACAUUUUUUUUUAAAUUUUCUUUCCUUCCGCAUGGAGUUCCUGAGCUGUAAGCUGUAUGAUAACUGUUUAACCCAUGUUCUCGAUGAAAAGAUAUUGCGUAGAUUUAUUACACUUUUUCCUGUCUUGCAUUGUGGUUUCAUAUACAGUUUCUAGAACGACUAAAUAUGCACAGCCAAGACUGAGAAGUUAAACUAAGGUUAUCAAUGUUUAAAAAAGGAAAAAAAAGCUUUGUAUCUUUACCUUGUUUAAUAAACAGACUGUUACAAAUUC